GCGGGCAUCCAGACGAAUCUCUGGGAGCCAUCCCUCUUCCACCGCUGCCCAACACCGUCCCUGGUGGACUCAGUCACGUACGAUGCGGCAUCGACAGACAUCGACGCCGUGGUCGGUUUGGGCCACGGCGGUGUCUUGGACUUAGCGAAGGCAGCGGCCGCGAUCAUUCCGCUUGUCCGCGCUAGCGCCCAGUACUCGCCCAUCUUCACCCGUCCCGGCAGUGGCUCAGCCAAGCCCGGUCGGGAUCUGACGGAGCUGCUUGUGAACGGCAACAUGCGGGGCAAGGGCAACGCUGCCGGAACCAACGGCAUCAACGGCGCUCUGCCGAAGUGGCCGAAUGCCCCCGUCGCUGAAAGCUUCCUGCUGGGCAGCGAUGCAAAGCCGCGGGCCUCGACACUGCUGGCAGGUUCUUCGUUGCCUUUGCUACUGGUCCCAACCACAGCGGCCAUCGCAGCUACGAGCGGGCGCUGCUUGCUUCGACCGGAAGGCCCAGAAGCUCUCGUGCCCCUGGCCAUUGCCGGCCCUGGACCCUACGGCGUCGGAGUGGGGCUUCAGGCGACCGAGGUGGUGGCGGAUGCCACGGUGACGCAGGGCCAGUCUGCCCGAGGAACCGCAGCAGCUAUGGCCCAUGCUAUCAGCGUCUUUGUCGAUUCCGCGGCUGCUUCUGGCGGCACGGUGAAGCAGCAGCAGCUGAUGGAUGACAUGAUGACAGGGGCCGGCUCGAACCUGGGGCUGGCAGGAUUUUCGGAACCAGCAGCUGUGCUCGGUGUAGACCUCAUCAGCCUGUUCAUUGCCAUGGCUCGUGCUCUUGUGCUCAGCUUGGUGCUGGCAUUGGCUUCGGCAGAGUCCCUGAAGGACUGCAUUGAAAGCAAGUGCCGCGGCUGCGGUGGAGAGCAAUGUCAGCUUUGCCGCGAAGACGUAAACACCGUGUCUGCUUGCGUGUCAUCCUGCAUGGACAGCCUCUGCCGUGGUUGUGGUGGCGAGCAGUGUCAGCUGUGUCGUGAAGAUGCCAGCCACAUCGAGACCUGCUGCUCCCAGCAGGGGCUGGAAUCGGUUACCUCGCAGAUCGACACGUGCAAG
Symbiodinium necroappetens is the source of this 1080-nucleotide messenger RNA. NCBI's taxonomy places the organism in Eukaryota, Dinophyceae, Suessiales, Symbiodiniaceae. The record is from the annotation of a GenBank genome assembly.